Messenger RNA from Caenorhabditis angaria, 561 nucleotides. NCBI's taxonomy places the organism in Eukaryota, Metazoa, Nematoda, Chromadorea, Rhabditida, Rhabditidae. The record is from the annotation of a GenBank genome assembly.
AUGAAAACUUUAUUGAUCAUAGCUACAGUAAUUCUUGUUUUGGCGGAAGCAAAAGUCAGAUGGUUGAGAAAGUGUAAAUGUGAGUUGGACGUACAAUUUUCCAGAUCUGAACUACAAUCUCAACCUACUCCAGUUCUAAUUUCCGAUCUUUUCAGUAUCAUCUAACAUCCAGCAAGGAGAUAGUGUUCUCUCAAGCUACGUCAAAGACGAAUUCGAUAAAACAGGAUGUCAGAAAAAUGUCUGGGUACCCAUGGAUCGCGCAUCCAAAUGUCCACAACUCAACGGUGCCAAGAAUCAAGAUCCACCAUUGAUCGAGUCAUCGGUUCAACCAAAGCUUUUUGGAUUCCGCGGAUCGUACAGUGCACAUUGUGAAUAUAUGGUAACCCUCCCUCUACUUUUCGAUGAGUUCUAAUUCAUAAAUUUUAGGUGAUCGUAGUCGCUGGUCGUGGAUGCAAACUCCUGUCAACUGAGGACAUCGAUUUCCGAUGCAAGAACAACACGAUUUUUUAUCAGGGAAGACAAGUGACAAGUUUUGUAUGCGCCGAAGGAGUUUAUGAGUAA